Messenger RNA from Drechmeria coniospora, 3519 nucleotides. Its product is annotated as ubiquitin fusion degradation protein 2. Gene Ontology annotation, molecular function: ubiquitin-ubiquitin ligase activity. The transcript is spliced from 4 exons. Gene Ontology annotation, biological process: protein polyubiquitination. Gene Ontology annotation, cellular component: cytoplasm; nucleus; ubiquitin ligase complex. The record is from RefSeq and is a predicted model, not a curated record. The coding region runs from base 1 to 3519 and encodes 1172 amino acids. Lineage: Eukaryota; Fungi; Ascomycota; Sordariomycetes; Hypocreales; Ophiocordycipitaceae.
AUGGAUCCCAACCAGCAGGCGCCAUCUUGGCCCGGCGGCGAUGCGCCCGACAAGGAAAAGAUGGACCAGAUCCGAGCCCGACGCCUCGCGAAGCUUGGCUCGACGGCUCCCAAGACGAACGAAGAUCUCAAGGCCGACGAGGCGUCGGAGAACAAGACCCCCUCGUUGUCCGACGCACCCACCCCAACCCCUACGCCCCAGAACGGCGAAACGCCCUCGAACGGAGCGAUGAUCGGCAACAACCUCACGCCUGCUCCCAAACCGUCCCCCUCCCCCUCCCCCUCCAGCUCUCGCUCUCCAUCUGCCAAGCCGGGCGUUCAAGACGCAAACGCCGGCCCGUCGCUCGACAUGUUGGCCCCUUCAGGUAGUUCCCGUUCGAAUGGAAAAAGGUCCGCCCUCAUUGACGACGACCGCGCAGCCACGCCGCCCCCCGCCGCUCGCAAGUCGAACCCAUCCCAGGCCGAGUCCGAUGAUGAUUACGCCCACAGGCAGCUGGCGCACAUAUUUCGCAUCACCCUUGACCCCCACCACAUGACCAACGACCAGGGACGGAGGAUGCUGUUCUUGCCCAGCCUGAACGAGGAGCUCAACGAGGCCGGCGAGCCGCUGAAGCUGUCCAUCGGCAUCCUAGACCAGGCCAUCAUCGAGGCCUGCUCCAACCUACCCCACCACAAGCCGCUCUUUGAAUACCUCCUCUCGUGCUGGAAACGAGCCGGCAAGGCGGCCAGCCUAGCCAAGCACGCCACCGGUCCGAGGCUGGCCGUCCACGACGAGGCGAAGCGCUUGUGCGUCAGCAACGGCCUGUUCUCCCUGACCAUGCCGAUGCUCUACGGGUACCGCUCCCUCCCCUCGUCCUCGUUUUCGUUCAUCGCUGACAGGCAUGACAGGCGCGAGAACAAUGUGCACCAUGACACCCUCGUACCCUACCUGCUCCGCGGCAUCUCCGACGACGCCGGCCUCGACUUUGACUUCAUCCGGGAAGCCGUCAAGCGAUUUGACGACGACGAGGCCUUCCCCGAUCUCUUCAGCCGCGCCAUGGUGGACAUAAGCCGCCAGCUUUCGAACCUGUCACUGGGCGACGAUUACAAGCCUCACGUUCAGGCCCUUUUGACCUACACGCGAUUUCCCGUCCUCAUCUCCAACCUCGCCGAGGACUCCUCCUUCCACAUGGCUCAGUCCGCGCCGGGGAUAGAGAGGCACACCAUCCUCGGUCCCUUCUUCCGAAUUUCCCCCCUGCAGCCCGAGGCCAUCAAGAGCUACUUCCCCGGCCCGCGCUCUCUCGAUCGAACGAGGAUCGCCAACGCUCAGGAGUCGCUGCGCAUCGUUUUGAAGGCCCACCAGGAAGACCUGUUCGUCAUUGCCAACGCCUUCAUCCGCGCCGGUCCGGACACGAGAAGCCGCACGCUCAACUGGUUUGCCUACAUCAUGAACGUGAAUCACAAGCGGCGCGCCAUCCAGGUUGACCCGAGAGAAGUCUCCUCCGAUGGCUUCAUGCUCAACGUCACCUCGAUCAUGGAUCGAUUUUGCGAGCCCUUUAUGGAUAGCGACUUCACCAAGGUGGACAAGAUCGAUGUCGGCUACUUCAAGAGGCAGCCUCGCGUCGACAUCAAGGACGAGACGAAGCUCAACGCCGAUCAGGCGACGGCCGACAAGUACUACUCCGAACAGGAGGAAGGUAGCUCCAAUUUCAUCUCAGAGGCCUUCUUCCUCACCCUCGCGGCUCAUCACUACGGCAGUGAAGCUCUCAACUCCCAGCUGAAGAACCUUGACCGCGAGAUUAGGUAUCUGGAGAAGAACAUCAAGGCCAUGGAGGCAGAACGACCCAAGUUUGCCAACGCACCCCACCAGCUACGUCUGUUUGAGGAGACGCUCAAGCGGCACACGAACGUGCUGGAGAAGACGAUCGCCCUCAAGUACGCCAUAGAGGGUGCCCUCCUGGACGAGCGGAUGCAGAGCACAUCUCUCCGCUUCAUGCGCUACGUCGCCGUCUGGCUGCUCCGCCUCGUGACGGGAUCAAACUACAGGCCAGGCAAGGAAUCUCAAGCUAUCAAGUACGUCUUCACCUUCAGUCGCAUCCCUCCUCUGCUCACAAGUCGCAGGCUGCCCCUCUCCAUGGAAGGCUCGGAAGCGUUUGCCUGCCUUCCGGAGUACGCGCUUCAGAACAUCGUCGACAACUUCAAGUUUAUAUUCAGGCAAGUGACGCCCGGGUUUCGCGUCGCCCGUGUCGGCUGCCAGAUCACAUUGCUUACCCUUCACAGGUGGUUGCCCGCGAUUCUCCCGAGCGCCGUCGGCGAGGAAAUGAUUGCCCUGUCCAUCACGUUUCUCCGGUCCUCCGACUUCAUCAAGAAUCCGUACCUCAAAUCCUCGUUGGUCUCUUUGCUCUUCUCGGGAACCUGGCCUCUCAUGCACCUGAAGAAAGGCGUGCUUGGCGACCAGCUCAUAUCGCUGCAGUUCGCCAACGACUAUCUGCUCCAUGCGUUGAUGAAGUUUUACAUCGAAUGCGAGUCCACCGGAGGUAACGCCUUCUACGAUAAGUUCAACAUCCGAUACGAGAUAUUCCAAGUCAUCAAAUGCGUCUGGGUCAACGACGUGUACAAGGAGCAGUUGACAAGGGAGAGCAAGGUUAACCGCAGCUUUUUCGUCCAGUUUGUCAACAUGCUGCUCAACGACGCCACCUACGUCCUGGACGAGGCCUUCACCAAGUUUCCCAAAAUGCGCAUUCUCGAGAGGGAGCUGGAGGACCAUUCGCUGUCGACCGAAGCGAGGCAGAAGAAGGAGGAGGAACUUCAAACGUUGGGCAACCAGGCGACAUCCUACAUGCAGCUUGCCAACGAGACGCUGGAGAUGAUGAAGCUGUUCACGCUGGCUCUCAGCGAAUCGUUCACGAUGCCCGAGAUCGUCUCUCGACUCGCCAGCAUGCUCAACUACAACCUGGAGACGCUUGCGGGCAAGAGAGCGGCUGCCGAGCUGAGCGUCUCUAACAAGGACAAGUACCACUUCCGCCCCAUCCAGCUGAUUUCGGACUUUGUCGACAUCUACCUGCACCUAGGCUACUCGCCCAUCUUUGUCGAGGCCGUUGCCGCCGAUGGCCGCUCCUACAAGCCUGAGGUGCUGGACCGUGUGACCCGAAUCCUGGCGUCGAAGAACCAGAAGGACGUCGGCGAGAUGGCCAAGUGGGAAAAGAUCAAGGCCCAGUUCCUCGAGGCGAAGCAGCUUCUCGACCAGGCCGACGUGGACCUCGGCGACAUCCCGGCCGAGUUUGAGGAUCCCAUCAUGGGAGACUUGAUGAAAGACCCCGUCCUCCUGCCCAGCAAGCACGUCGUCGACCGUUCAACCAUUGUGCAGCACCUCCUGAGCGACCCCAAAGAUCCCUUUACGCGACAGCCUAUGACGAUUGAUGACGCGAUUCCGCAACCAGACCUCAAAGAAAAGAUUGAAAAGUGGAGAGAGGGCAAGAUUGCCGACGCCAGGGCGAAGCUGGCAGUGAACCAGGACGCCAUGGAUACAACACAGGGUUGA